AUGUCCACCAUCACACUACCCAGUGUGGGCCGCAUCCGAUGCUACUGGGCUCUCCUGGCCCCACAGUACGGCUCGGCGCCAGGCGGCGGGGGCCAACUCGAGCUCAAGUUUGUCUAUCUGGACCCCGUGCUGAGCAACCACCUGGGUCCGCAGAGCAUGAGUGUGCUCAACCACGGGCUCAUCGACCUGAUCCACCCCGACGAACGAGAACAGGCACGAAACGACCUCGCUAGCGCCAUCCAGUCCGACGACCUCCAAGGGAGUGUUACCCGCAUGCGCUUCUCACGGUUGUCGCGCAUCCGCCAAAUGUGCGGGGCACAACCUGGCGACAUUGUGCUGCCGCCGGACAUGGACACAGUGACUGAAGACUCGGACUACCUCAUCAUUGAUUUAGUGUUGAAUUGGGUUGCGGACGGUUUACUCCUCGCCUUUCUCCACGCAAUCAAGGACUUUGAUCCGCAGGCGAACAACGACCCUAGUCGCCAGCAAGAAGGCUGGUCCAACUUCUGCGGCUCCACUGGCAUGACGGAUGGGGACCUCCAAACACUGCAGCAGAGCAUCUCGAACAACGUCACACCACCACCACGAACCCGGUAUCCGCCAACGCGUGUGUUACAGAUCCAUGCGGUCCACCACAAUGCAGCGCAGCCUACGACUCUGGUGUUCACGUGGCCGCCAGCACGGCCAACAGACAAGUCAUCGCCACAGUUUGACGGGCUGUACGACGCGGACGAGUACGCCGAACUGAUGCGCGGUGUCGACAUGGAUCCGAAUGCAUUGGCGGCCAAACCAGGCGAGGUGCGCACCAACUGUACGACACGGUUCGGUGCCGAGCACUCGAUACGUACCGAGGGGUUGUACCGACACGUCACGUCAGUCUUCAUCCCGUACGGCAAGAUCGUCUUUUCCUGCUUCCAGACGACAAACCUGUACGAGUUGCCCAACAAUACUGCCGGUCCGACCGGUCCGACGCACGAGGGUUGGAACGCCCCACACACCGCCCCGCAGCAGGCGCCUCCUGCGCACCCACCACAACCAGCCGUCUCCAAUGGGCCACAACAAGAAUGGCGACCCGAGUAUGAGCGGGGAUACGCGGCGCCGGCGCCAACGUUUCCUGCUUCAGAGUAUCCUGCGCAUGGGACGUACCCGCCGCCAGCCCAGUAUGAUGCGGGGUACGGUCACUCGGCUGAGCCCGUGAACCAUGCGCCAGUAUCGCAGACGCGCGGGGGAAGUACGCGUCCGCUAGUCCGCCCGCCUGGCGACAUCGAGAAGUGCCGUGGGUGCGGGACGCGCGAGAGCCCCGAAUGGCGCAAGGGCGAGAAUGGAGUCAAGGAUCUGUGCAAUGCGUGCGGACUGAAACUAGCGCGCGCAGUUGCCAAGCGUGAGGGCAGACAGAAGCCGCGUAAGAAAGACAAGUAG
This is a messenger RNA of Cutaneotrichosporon cavernicola, 1419 nucleotides long. RefSeq lists its product as uncharacterized. NCBI's taxonomy places the organism in Eukaryota, Fungi, Basidiomycota, Tremellomycetes, Trichosporonales, Trichosporonaceae. Gene Ontology annotation, molecular function: zinc ion binding; sequence-specific DNA binding. The record is from RefSeq and is a predicted model, not a curated record. Gene Ontology annotation, biological process: regulation of DNA-templated transcription. The transcript has 5 exons. Bases 1 to 1419 code for a protein of 472 amino acids.